Molecule: messenger RNA, 3902 nt
Organism: Hyla sarda
Lineage: Eukaryota; Metazoa; Chordata; Amphibia; Anura; Hylidae
Gene: ZC3H3
Product: zinc finger CCCH-type containing 3
Exons: 13
Coding region: 238-2718 (826 amino acids)
Cellular component (GO): nucleus
Molecular function (GO): metal ion binding
Source: RefSeq, a predicted model, not a curated record
CUGCCUGUCAGGACGGCGGGCGCAGUUGUGACGCAGUAGCACAUGAGCCGCCAUUUUAGCUUCUGGCAGCGGUAGUGAAGGGUAGACCGAAGUUCGCCCGGUGAACGGUGGCCGUACAUGGAGGUGUCGUGAAGUGGCCGGUAUUUCACUGGAUGGCGCGGGACGUUGAGUGGCGGUUAUCGGGCAUCUCUUCCGACGUCAUCACCGUGCGCCCCGCGCCCCGGACUGUUUACUAACAUGGACGAGAAGGAGUCUCUGAAGAGACAAAUCCAGCUGUUACAGGGUUUGAUCGACAGUCAUAAAAAUAUCCAUGGCAACGCACCAGCAAAUCCAAGAUGGCAGGCGCCCGUCCCGCCGCCUCAUGGGGUGUUCCGUGGUGUAGGAUACCGCCAGCCUGCAACAAAUCAGAGCAGCUGGAGGAAGAAGUAUUCACUGGUGAACCGGACAUCGCAGGGGGCAGAGGCUUCAGGGGUGACCGCCUACAGCUCAGGUGAGGACGACCCCCACAAAAUCCCGGCAGCCACAGCCCCCUCCAGAAACCUGGAGAAACCAAAGUUACCUGGAAACGCAUCUGAUGCGUCUGCGUUCAAAUGGCGAAGUUCAGCAACUCAAGGGAGCCGGACGCAACUAAAACCCUGGGCGACUGGUCCCGUGCCCUCCACAUCUGGACCAAGGGGGGCACAACCCAUAGAGUCUGGAAGCCGCGCUCCGGCCCACGGCCAUACCAAGGAAACCCUCAGGUCCCAACCUGAGCCGAAAGUGUCAUCGAUGCCAUUGGUUAAACCUACCCCGGUCCAGGUACUGACGACCCCCCAGACUCUCUCCAAGAAACCCCCCCUGUUCCCUGCCAAGACCAAAGGGAACUGUUCUCAACCCAAACCCAACGCAGGUUCUUCUACCCGGACUGCACUGAGCGCACCCCAGAAAUGCAAUCAAGCCGCCACUGCCAAUAAAGUUUACAAAAGUCAGAAGACUAAAUAUAUCUGGGUGGCCAAACCCCCUGUGACUACAAAAGUCAGUCCGAGCGGCAAGAAAAUGUCAGCUGACCAGAAACAAAAGCCCCCGGAGCCCACGGCGAUAGUGAAAGUGAAAAAGAAUGGCGCAAACCCAAAGACAGCAACUCUGAAGAGUCCAUACAAGUGGAAAGCUGUGAACGAUUCCUCUCCAAGCCAAUCGUCUGCCUUACAUAGAGGGGUUCAGGGGGCCGGCCCCAUCACCCCCAAACAUAACGUACCAGCAAUGAUGGCUGCCGCUGCCUCGUACAGAGACCCUGCACAUAAUAGCUACAAGGUGAAGAGCAAAACCAAGAUCAUCAAGAGAAGGAGCAACUCCAGGUCUCCUGUAGAUAAAAAGUCUUCUCCUUUGGCUCCUGUGGUGGUGAGGAGUCACUACUUCCUGCGCAGACGAAGCUCUCCCCGCGUGAAGUCACCACCUACGAUAAAAAGAAGUUCACCCCGGGUGCUGGUUCACUUAUCCAAACACCGUCUACGGAGACUGCCCCCUCCUGGCAAGCAGCAGCAGACUCCCCCCACUCGGGAAGACCCGUCUCUGCCCCUCUGGUGUUCCCCCCCUCACCUUACGCCUCUUAACUCCUUCAGUGCCAGAGCAGCCUCCUCCCCUUUGUCUCUGAAGACCUCCUCCUCCUCCAGCCGGGUGAUAAAUACCCGAUACAGGAUUGUAAAAAGAAGUGGUACUCCGCCCCUGGGGACCUCACCUUUAUCUACACUCAACUCCUCUCUGAACUGGAGGACGCGGCUUCUGCUUUUAAGCCGACUGCGACAAAAACAGAAUCAGCAGCGAUGGAGAAGCCGUGGUCUGUGCGUGAUCGGAGGCGUCAUGUACCGAGUGUCUGCAAAUAAACUCUCCAAAACCUGGAGCCCUGGAAGUGGCGGCAAAACCACCCCGAAGACUGGCAAAGUGGACCUGAGCAGCACCAGUCCGGGCUCCUUAUACCCCAGUCGGUCAGCCACCCCGAGCCGCUAUAUUGCGAGCCGCGCAAUUCAGCGCAGUCUGGCCAUUAUCCGCCAGGCGCAGCACAAGAAGGAGAAGAAGGAAUACUGCAUGUACUAUAACCGAUUCGGGAAAUGUAACCGAGGCGAUAAGUGUCCCUACAUCCAUGACCCAGAGAAGGUGGCGGUGUGCACGCGGUUCCUCAGAGGAACGUGUAAGAAGAUCGACGGGACCUGCCCCUUCUCCCACCAAGUGUCCAAGGACAAGAUGCCAGUGUGCUCCUACUUCCUGAAGGGAUUCUGCCACAACAACGACUGCCCGUACAGCCACGUCUACGUCUCCAGGAAAGCCGAGGUCUGCCAGGACUUCCUCAAAGGAUACUGCCCAAUGGGAGCCAAGUGUAAGAAGAAGCACACCCUGCUGUGUCCGCACUACGCCCGGGAUGGUAAGUGCCCACAGGGUACCAAAUGCAAACUGCAGCACCGCCAGAGAAAGAGGCGGCUCGACGUGACGGCCCCACAGGAUCAGACGCCAACCAGCACCAAGCAGAGGCGGAAGACGCCGGAGCGGUCAGGAAAAUCUCCAGAGACGGUGUAUGAUGGGGACAACCCCACGACCAGCAACGAGGAUCUGCAGGGCAGCAGCGGACUCCAGAGCUGUCCUUCCUUCAUCUCUCUGAACUGCUCCCCUGCCAGUGAGGGAACAUCUGAAAGGGUUAAGUCAUCCGAAAACUCAGGAAAACCUCUUCAGAUCAAGCCGAGGCUGUGACCACGUCCUGAGAGUUCAGCUCUGGAGGCUUCGUAUCUCAGGGUCAUUCUUCCUCUCCAGGUCGUUUCUCUGGGUGUGAUGUUUGGGUGAUGUCAGAGGGGGCGCUAUUGGCUGUGUUCACAUUCAUGGCCUCCACCUACCUGUUUCGUGUUGCCGGAGGCUCAGGUUGAGGAAAGGAACAUUCGCACAUUUCAUAAACUUUACACUUUAUAGAUUUAACUUUUUUGUCAAAGUUCAGAUUAUUUUAUAAGAGAGUUUAAUAGUACUUUGUAUUUAACUUUUUUUUAAUUAUUAUUAUUUUUAACCCUUAUUAGUGAGGUUGACAUCUGCACCUUUGUAGGCGUUUUGAGUUUGGGAGGUCUCGGGGCACUGGGUUAUUUUCCCCUUUUUCACCAUGACCCAACAGUGUUACACUCUGUCUUAUCUGGACUAACAUGAAAGGGGCGAAUGUUGUUCCCCCACUAUGAUGACAGGUUCCCAAGUGUUAGAGACGGUUUUCUAGUGGUCUCCAAUCCAGUUACCGAUCUAUUACAACCACCAUCUUUACCCACCUCGAAUCUGAUUGUCAGCGACCUUCAAAAACUCAUCCAAAAAGUAAAAACUGUUAGAUUGUGUUUUUAGAAUUUUUAGCCUUAAGUUGUGACCUAAUUCGAGUUGUCGACGGGACAUGGCUGAAAGGAUCCUGUGUCUGCGGAAAAGCGCCCAUACGACAAUUAUCUCCAUGGCUUCAGAUGUUGCUAAGCACGUCCCCUUAUUUGCAUAUAUGCUAAUUUCCCGUUCCAGCCAUGUCCUUAUCGUCUACUGAUGAUUCGGAGCAGAUGUUUUGUUUCAUUGCUGGCACUCGCCAUGGUUUCCGUUUAGGGAUAAUUUCUCCCCAUAUGUCUUGACCGCUCUCGGUGGUUCUCUUAUGGGGGAGCUCUGCUCUGAUGGGUUUAUGGUUCUGGCAGAAUCAGAAGACGGACCUGCCAUCCCGGUUAUUUCACUUUUUCAGUAAUUCUCACCUUCCACUGCCAGAUUUGGGGCGGUCAUCUUACCGUAGACGUUACAGCCCUGUUCACACUGGCACUGCAGGACAUAUUGCGGUAUUGUCCGAACCCGCCAAUGUUUUUAUAUGACGCUUUAUAUUUAGAUUCUUACUGGUUACCAGCGCGUUGGUGACCGAUCACAAUAAAGUUCAAAUAUUU